CACACCACCGGAGAGACACAUGAAGCCUUCAUAAUAUUAACGGGACUAACAUAUGGACAUAUCUCAAAGAGAAGUGGAUAAACAAAAUGUUUAGGACCAGCGCAAAAGUUUGACGGAAUUUCGGAGUGGAGAUGGAGAAGCGCAACGUGUAGUGGUAUGUUAGAAACUAUUGCAACCUUUCGAAAACGCUGCAUGAUUGUAGUUUAUAAUUAGUCCCCAGUCAGUCAAGAAAUCAAAAACACUGAAUUCCAUUUGGCUUGCACAUUUUGGAUAACAACCAACAAAGAAUCGAAAGGUGAAGGGCAGAUCUGAACCCAGUGUAGUGAUCGGAGCUUUCUUUUAAAAACCAUCACUGGGUGCUGAAGAUCUCAAAGGACUGCUACAGACAUAAGCAUCUCAUAGCACCGAACCAUUAAGCCGAAAAAGCUAUCACUUGGUGUUUUUAUUUUGAAAAGAAAUGCACAAAGUCAGAGGAAAAGAUUUGUUGCUCGGGGUAGUCUUUUUGACACUUUUUCUGGUGCUGGUCAAGGGGUUUCCCACAAAAAAACAGAAGAACAGUACCCCAAAGGUCAGAAGUGGCACAUUUCUGGAGAAGGCGAAACCUCAGGUGGCUUCCAGUGAUGCUGUUCAGGGGCUGGAGGUCCUGCAGGAGCACAACCAGGUGAAGAGCAUCCCAUCUGCCUCCCGGCGGCACAAGAGACGGCGGUCCCAGCGCCUCUCAGAGGGGGUCCUGCCCAAACCAGAACCAGAGGAGGAGGCUGAGCCCUUCGUCCUGGACCUGAAGAACUUCCCUGACCUCGCCAAUGCAGAUCUCAGCUCCCAGAACCCAAACAUUCAGGUUACCAUUGAGGUUGUGGAAAACCCUCAGGCAGAGAUAGAGAUGGACCUGGCCAAGGAGGGCCGAAAUGACUGGUCCCUGUCUUCCGUGGACUGGCUGGGUAACAAGAAGCUGUUCUGGCCCCUGUUCUGGGAGUACCCCGACUCGAGCGAGGACGGAACGGGUCGGAUGAGCCUGGAGGAAGCGGAGGACUACGCCCUGGAGUACGACAGCGAGGAGUCCGUCCUGAGCGGCGUGGGCGGAGACUGGGACAACCAGUGGAACAAGGGAUGGGACUCCAAAGAGAACUACGAGUAUGAGGAGGAGGAGGAGUGGAGCGCCUGGUCGUCCUGCAGUGUCUCUUGUGGCCACGGCAACCAAAAGAGGAUCCGGUCGUGCGGCUACGCUUGUACAGCGACAGAGUCCAGGACGUGCGAUCACGAGCGAUGCCCAGAUGACCUGAAUGCUGUGACGGACCUCAUGCCCUACGAGCCAGAAAAUGCCACGGAGCCUUUUGAUGCAGACGUCGACAGCUGUGAGAAAUGGCUCAGCUGCAAGAAUGACUUCCUGGAGAAGUAUCUCCACCAGGUCCUGACCGAGCUCCCCAGCUGCCCUUGCAGCUACCCAUCAGAGGUGGUCUACAGCGCCGUGAACAUCUACGACGAGAAGCUGAAGAAGACCUACCGGUGGCGCGACGCCAGCGGGCCCAAGGAGCGGCUGGACAUCUACAAGCCCUCGGCCAAGUUCUGUGUCCGCUCCAUGCUCUCCUUUGACAGCACCACCCUGGCGGCCCAGCACUGCUGCUACAACGACCACAUGAAGCUCAUCACCAGGGGCAAGGGCGCCGGAGCGCCCAACCUCAUCAGCACCGAGUUCUCCCCGGAGCUCCACUACAAGGUGGACGUCCUGCCCUGGAUUCUGUGCAAGGGGGACUGGAGCCGCUUCCACGCCGUCCGACCCCCCAACAACGGCAUGCAGUGCGCGGAGGACCCCUCAGAGGAGGUAUACCUGAAGGAACUGGAGGAGGCCAAGGAGUACUGAGAGUACCCCGGAAAGGGGAAACUAAAAUCCCCCUCCUUUCCUGUAUUCUGUCAGCCACAGUGCUGGACAGAAGAGACAGAAACUAUGAAAGGUAUCUCAGCUCCCGGCAUGGCGAUUUCAACCAUUUUAACUCACUGUGGAAUGCUCAAACGUGUCUGUACACAUGAGCGUUGCAACUUACUGAUGCCUUGCAUUGGUGACUGAGAGGUGUGGUGGUGGCACGGGCAUUUUUUCUCCUUGUAAGGAGUGACCUCCCACAAGCCAACCUCCACUCUGUAUUUUUCGAGGAAGCUGAACGUGCUGCAGGUAACUGCAGCCAUUUUGUAGAUACUUGGUUGGUAAUUUAUUGCUCAAACAUUCUUGGGAUUUGGACAGUGGUUGGGAUGACUUUUAACACUGAUGUACAACAAAACAGAAAUAACACUGGCUUAAAAACUUUGGGAAAUGCCUAAAGCAAAGGACGUUGAUGCAAGAGGCGCUGCUCCCUUCCAAAUGCUCACUUCACAGAAUCGUAUGUGCUGCUACAAAGGAAAUGAGACUUGGGGUGGUCGUGGGUGGCGUGUCCCCAUCCUCUGGAAUGUGGGCACUGUAUUUAUUUGAUCGUAUGGGCCAUUUUGUUUUUCAAAGACUCAAGAUGUUUCACAAAAGGAAUUCCGGUCACGCUGCUAGAAAUGCAAUGAAUUUCAAACCGAAUUUUAGUUUUGUCCUCCCAUGUAUAAUGCUUCUUGGAGUGGAUAAGAGCAAGCCAGAUAGAUCAAACACAGGACAGACCCACACUGCUUUUCUUAGGUGGCUAGAGAAAAUCUAAUGACCCAGGACAAAGGGUGUACCCAGAAUUAUUGCUGUUCGAGGUGAAACGGCACUGGGACAUAAUCAUAACAUCCGAAAAGGUAGUGAAUUAGGUAUCUUGAAGUAGUCCGAUGGAUUGUCCAGGCCUGGUGGCACAAAGCAAAAGCUAUGUUUCCAGUGGGAUUGCCCUAUGUUAUCUAAGCUAUAAUUGUAUCCCCUAAGGAUUUUUUCUCAAGGUCUGUCUUUGUGCUACAUGCCGUCCUCAACAUGCUUCACACUUGCGAGGGGGUGGGGGAGCUGCUCUUUUCUCCUGAGGUGGGAGGUGACACUGGAAGUAAAAAAAGGAUGGCUUUGUAAACAUGGGAGCUCUUUGAACGUUAGUGCUCAUCUCCGAAUCACAAUCAAAGGCUUGCGAUUGUAUAGAAUGUUGUUUUAAGACCCAAAUCCUCCCCUUUCACAGAUUGUGUUUUUUGGUGAGCUGUGUUAUUGAGAGAUGUUGACGCAGAACACCAUGAUUUGAGGUUGAAAGGACCGUGUUGACAGAGGCCUGUCCCUUCCAAGAAUAACAGAUAAGCUUUGGUGUCAUUUCACAAGUUAGGGGCUUUCUCCCUGCUGGUGUGGUUUUCUGUGAUAUGGAUCAGGCAGUAUCUAAAGACACACAGAUAAUAUACACUAUCUGCCAAAUGCGCUGCUUCCGAGAUCCUGUUUGGAUUAGCAAUGGUCAGCAAGGGAUGCGGAGAUCAUGGAAGCUCCAAUCACUAAUAGCUGUUCAUUCAAACUGUGCAACCAUAGAUGGUGAAAAAUUGAGAUCAAAAUCCAAUGUACUCAUACAACAUUUAUUUGUUAGUCUGUUGGGAACAGUUAUACCAUAUGCUUUCUGCAUAUGCAUUGUUAACAUGAUUAAACUUUUUAUGAAACACAGUUACCUCUAUCACACAGCUUUGAUUGGUGUUAUUUAGUCAUAUGCUAAUUUGUUCAGUAUAUUCAGGGACUGUAUUAUACUAUGUCAAUAUGAGGCUAAGCUAUAGGCUAAUCCAUAUACCUCUCUGUUGUGCAGUCUUCUCUUAAGAUCAACCGUUUUCAAAUGUUCUGUUUUAUUCAA
This is a messenger RNA of Conger conger (European conger), 3749 nucleotides long. RefSeq names its product isthmin 2a (gene ism2a). The record is from RefSeq and is a predicted model, not a curated record. Bases 458 to 1858 code for a protein of 466 amino acids. NCBI's taxonomy places the organism in Eukaryota, Metazoa, Chordata, Actinopteri, Anguilliformes, Congridae. The transcript has 6 exons.